GGCAGCACAAUUCUCCGACUGGGCAAUUUCGCCGCUGACCCGGGACCCUGAUUCGUCGUUUACAGGGUGCUGCAAGAAACGGCAAAAAUAGAAAAGACCACAGAGGAUCAUCAUAAUACUGCAAGGCUGGCACUUGACGGACGCCUAUUAGCAUUACUUCAUCCCUUUGGCAUAUGCUCGUGGGCAUCACCAUAACUACAAAAGCGUUGUUGAUGAUGAGAGCGCCCGAGCUUCGAUGAAGGGCAGGUCGUACGCAUGGAACGUCCGGUCAUUGUCGACCAUGUCACUUAGGGAGCAGAAAACGUCGCUGCGAAAGCGUGUUGAGGAAAGCCUCAAGAAGCUCGAGCCCGAAGAAGUCGAAAGGCAGUCGGCCAUCAUCACGAAGCAUGUCCUACAAAUGCCGGCCUAUCAGAAUGCAAAAUCAAUAGCAAUAUUCUUGUCAAUGCCCGGCAAAGAGGUAUCUACGGGCAAUAUCGUGCUGCAGGCUUUUGAGGACGGAAAGUCUGUCUUCGUGCCAUAUCUACAUGCAGGAAGAGAGCCCAAGUCGAAAGUCAUGGACAUGUUGCAACUUCGGAAUAAGGAUGAUUUUCAGUCAUUGAAGCCCGACGCCUGGGGUAUCCCGUCACUCUCGAAGGACUCGGUCGAUCAGAGGGAGAACGCGCUCGGUGGGAUCGGCGUCUCGGAUGAAUCAACGCAUGACCAGAAGGGAGUCUCAAAUCUUGACCUCAUGUUCAUGCCGGCAGUAGCUUUCGAUCGGUCUCAUCGACGUCUUGGCCACGGCAAGGGAUUCUAUGACCGCUAUCUUUCGACUUAUAAGAACGCUGUUGACUCCAGCGAAGCCCGGCGGAAAAUGCCAUACCUGGUUGGACUUGCUCUUCAUCAGCAGAUGCUGUUACCAGGAGAGAACAUCCCCGUAGACGACAACGACUGGUUGGUCGAUGAGGUGGUAGUAGCUGAAACGUGAGCGUUGCGUGCCAAAAUAUCACCACAACACGACUUCUUUUAUGCUUCCUCGAAGCUGCUCUCGUGCGUCGUGCUGGACCAAAGACUUUUUGACUGUUUAUCCCGUAGUAGAGGAAAAAACAUUUUGCUCAAUCCAAAGACUGUAUGAGCGAGACAUUGUCUCCUUUGAGCAAUAUUUGUCCUAG
This is a messenger RNA of Exophiala viscosa, 1148 nucleotides long. Its product is annotated as 5-formyltetrahydrofolate cyclo-ligase. NCBI's taxonomy places the organism in Eukaryota, Fungi, Ascomycota, Eurotiomycetes, Chaetothyriales, Herpotrichiellaceae. The transcript is spliced from 3 exons. The record is from RefSeq and is a predicted model, not a curated record. Gene Ontology annotation, cellular component: mitochondrion. Gene Ontology annotation, molecular function: 5-formyltetrahydrofolate cyclo-ligase activity. Gene Ontology annotation, biological process: folic acid-containing compound biosynthetic process; tetrahydrofolate interconversion. Bases 236 to 964 code for a protein of 242 amino acids.